Molecule: messenger RNA, 1197 nt
Organism: Peniophora sp. CBMAI 1063
Lineage: Eukaryota; Fungi; Basidiomycota; Agaricomycetes; Russulales; Peniophoraceae
Source: the annotation of a GenBank genome assembly
AUGGCCGUAGUUCGGCUGAUCGUUUGCGUGUCGGGCGUAUACGCCAUGUUCCUUCUAUGGGCUAUAGCUCAAGAACGCCUCUCCGUCCCCUUCGCCUCGCGCACCGGCGGCCCGCCCGCACGCUUCAACUCGCCGCAAGUCCUCAGUGCGCUCCAAGCGCUCCUCAGCAUGCUCGCCGCGCUCCUCUACCUCUUCGUCCGCGCGCCUUCAAGCCAAUCCCGCGCUAUAACCCUCGGCCUCGCUCCCCCACCCACACCCCUCACAAAUGGCGCAUCCCACACCGGCUCGCACCACGGCCACAAAACCCACUCUCACUCUCAACAACCCAUCAACCCCGCCGACGUACCAAAGCACGCCAAAUCUCUACUACUCAAAUUCGCGCAAUGCGCCUUGUCUAUAUCGGCUGCUGCGCCAUUCGGCUUCGCGGCGCUCCAACACGUCUCGUACCCCGCGAUGGUCCUCGCCAAAUCAUGCAAGCUCGUCCCAGUUCUACUCAUGAACGUCCUGCUCUACCGCCGGCGCUUCGCGCUCCACAAAUACGCCGUCGUCUUCCUCGUCACGGCGGGCAUAUCGAUGUUCAUGUUUGCAAGCCCCGACAAGAAGCACGGCAAGGGCUCUAGUUCAAAAGGAGACGAGGGCAAGCAGCCGUGGAUCGGGAUGCUGUACUUAUUGGCGAAUCUGCUGUUGGACGGGAUGACGAAUAGCACGCAGGACGAGGUGUUCGCGCGCGCGCCGUGGAAGGUUAGCGGGCAACAUAUGAUGUUGUAUAUCAAUGCCUUUUCGCUGCUUAUUACGACGGGGCUGAGCGUGUUGCCGUUGCCGCAUGUGCCGGUUUUGCAUCCUGGUCCGCCGGGGGUGCCGGAGUUGAUGGAGGCUAUUGAGUUUGUGAGGGGACAUGAAGGUGUGCUUGGGCCUCUGCUUGCGUUCGCGGCGUGUGGGGCGGUGGGACAGCUGUUCAUCUUUGAGACGCUGGAACAUUUCGGUAGCUUGACGCUCGUGACGGUAACGCUCACGCGCAAACUCUUUACGAUGCUGUUGAGUGUCGUCGUAUACCGGCAUACACUCGCCAGCGGACAGUGGGCCGGCGCAGCUGUUGUAUUCGCUGGUAUCGCGCUGGAAGCUUGGGUCAAGCGACGCGACGUACACGCAAAACGCGUAUUACAAGAGAAAGAAAAGGCGAAGCUAAAGCAGCUCUAG